Messenger RNA from Heteronotia binoei (common prickly gecko), 6929 nucleotides. RefSeq names its product EF-hand calcium binding domain 6 (gene EFCAB6). Gene Ontology annotation, molecular function: calcium ion binding; nucleic acid binding. Gene Ontology annotation, cellular component: nucleoplasm. Gene Ontology annotation, biological process: DNA integration. The record is from RefSeq and is a predicted model, not a curated record. The transcript is spliced from 38 exons. The coding region runs from base 1 to 6891 and encodes 2296 amino acids. Lineage: Eukaryota; Metazoa; Chordata; Lepidosauria; Squamata; Gekkonidae.
AUGAAGUUCUCAAUCAUGUCCAGGGUGAUGAGUUCUUUGGAUUACAGUAGUUUAUGCCCUCAAUCUCAUGGAAUUGUGUUUAAUUCAAGACUCCAAGCUACGGCAGACAAAUCAGCAAAUUUCAGCAGACAGAGCUCUCUUAAAUCAGCCUCAACCGCAUCUAUCAGCUCUGCCCCCAAUCCAACGUUGUCCUCAGAGGAUAUCGAUGAGAUUUUGCUUCGGAAGAUGGCUGCAAAACAAGAUGAACUUAAAAAAGCAUUUCAGACGGUUGACAUUGACCAGACCCUAAAAGUCACCAAGGGUGAAUUUAGAAGAGUGCUUGAAACAUUCAUCUUCCCCCUAACGCAAGAACAAUUUGAUGGUGUCCUGGCAAAGAUUCCAGGCAGAAGCAAAGUUACUGUUCCUUAUUUUGAGUUCUUGUCAAGAUUCACUAAGCCCAUCAGGAUCCUUUGCACAAAGUGGCAUAGUGCUGGAGAUAGCCGCUCGAGGACAUUAAGUCAGCUGGAAUGCCUCUUACGGGAGAAGAUAUCCAAGAAGCUGAAACAUUUUAUCAAGACUUGUAGACUGUUUGACUACAAUCAAAAUGGGCAGAUCCAGAGGCAUGAGCUGAGACGAAUUCUUGAGGUCAAUUGUUUCAAGAUGACGGACUGUGAGUUCGAUAAACUGUGGAAUCGGUACUGUAUUUGUAGAACAAAUACACUAGAUUAUAAAGAGUUUUUGCAGUAUCUUGGCAUAAAUUUGGAUAAAAAAAAGAAAAGAAUUAUGGAAAAUCAAGACUCAGUGCAGAACCAGAAUGGUUCACCAGAGAAUGAGAAAAGCCAAUCAAAACUACACUCACCCACUACUCCAGGAUAUAAUUUGACAAAAAUCCAUCUAGACGGCAUUGCAAAAGAUUUUAGAGAGAAGCUGUGUUCAGUCUAUCAGGACCUCGUAAAAGCCUUCAGAGCAUUUGAUGUUGGUCGUAGUGGAUUUGUUUCUUUGGAAUACUUAAAAUCAGUCCUUAACACAUUUAUAUUUCCCAUACGAACUGAUGUUUUUCAAGAGCUAAUGAAUAGAUUUGGAAUAAAACUGUCCAAGAGUAUGGCUUGGGAAAGAUUUUUAGAUAAGUUUCAAGACCCCAUUACCUUUGAUUGUCACCAGGCGUCUCCUACAAGAAAACACGGUCGAAGCAGAAAGUUAGACGAAGCUUUCUCAAGUGACCGUAUUCUCCUAAAGCUGCACGGACAUAUCCAAGAUGCAUAUUCAUCACUGAAGAAAGCCUUCCUUAUACUUGACAGAAAUCAAAAUGGAAAGAUCACAAAAAAUGAACUCCGUAGGAUUUUAGAUUGUAUUAUGUUCCAGAUAAGUGAUGAUGACUUUGAAGAACUAAUCAAGAUCAUUGACCCAGAGCACACUGGGCAACUCAGCUACAACAAAUUUUUAAAUCUCUUUGAAGAUCAGGAUUCAAUAACAGAUUCGAAAUGGAUUAACGGUACAAAGAAGACUAAAAAGCCAUCUGCUGUCCUUGAAGCUUGGAAUAUUGCAGAAGAUGUUCUAACUGAGCAAAUCAAAGGAUACUGGAAUGAAUUUGACAAAGCAUUGCAAGCAUGUGACCCUCGGAAGACAGGUGUUAUUAGUAGAAAUAAUUUCCGAAAAGUUCUUCAGAUCUACAGUCCAUCAUUAACUGAUGAUCAUUUUAUUGCGCUAUAUCAGAAGUAUCAAGACGAUACCACAGAAGGCGUCCUCUAUAGAAUGCUUUUACAUAGUUUAGGAGUUGCUGAUCUGCCAAAGGAAUUAAUGGCCAUGGUAAACAGCCCAUCAUCCCAUAGAAGUCAGCAGAGAGAAGAAAAAAGGCAAAUGGAUCUUUCAGAACGGGCAACAGCAGCCGCCCGUCUCUACCUGCAGGUCCGGGCCCUGACAGCUUGCCAGCACCCAUAUAACUCACCCGGCUCCCCCAUGACUGACCAAGUGGCAGGAGGCGUGGACCCCCUGUCGGGGCUCCUCGCCCAAGUGCAACAGCUGACACAGGCUGUAAUUACACUCCAGCAACAGACUGCUUCCAAUGCUACGGCCCUGGCUGCUGCAGCCGCGCCUCCUUCCCGCUGCCCCGUGAGUGUUCCUGACAAGUUUGAAGGAAGCCUGGGGGAGUUUCCUGCCUUCCUCGCUCAAUCUGGGCGUCGCCCGCCCUCACCUGACUCCCGAGGAGAAGCCCCGUCGGCGCACCCACAACCUGUGCCUGUAUUGUGGCGGAGCUGGACAUUUUGCAAGUACCUGUCCAGCCAAAUCGCAGCGCCCCGCAAGCUCCGCUGCCCCGGUAAAAGGCCAGCCCCAGGUCUAGUUGGAGCCCCUGACCUGGGGCAUUUCUUGAGGGCCUCCAGCUCCGUCGAUCCUCCACCUACCCCGUUCCUGGUCCCGAUUCAUCUGCAGCUCCCUGACGGCCGGUGGAUCUUUGUACAUGCCAUGUUGGACUCAGGGGCCGCCUGCUGCUACAUGGACCACCUCUUCGCCAAGAAACAUGGCAUCCCCAUCCGGGAAAAGAAGACCCCUGCCCUGGUCGAGGUCGUGGACAGUCGUCUGCUGCGCUCUGGACCUGUCCGCCACGAGACUCAACCACUCGCCCUAUGGGUCCAGCAACACCAAGGGGAACAAACCUUUGACCUUUCCCGCAUGCCACGUUUCCCCGUCAUCCUAGGGCUGUCCUGGCUCCAGGCCCACAAUCCUCACGUGGACUGGGUGCAACGAGAACUGCAAUUUCCCGCUCCCUACCAGGAGUUUGCAGACGUCUUCGACGAAAAGGAAGCAGACCAGCUUCCCCCACAUCGGCCCUAUGAUUGCGCCAUUGACCUAAUGCCCGGCGCCCCGCUACCAGCAGGCCGCCUCUACCCCAUGGCAGACCCGGAGUUGGUUGCCCUAUGGGAGUAUUUGGAGAAGAACUUGGCCCGAGGGUUCAUUCGACCCUCCACCUCGCCCUUGUCCUCGCCCGUCCUGUUCGUAAAGAAGAAAACCGGGGACUUGAGGCUCUGCAAUGAUUACCGGGCACUCAACAAAAUUACCAUCCGGAACCGUUACCCACUUCCACUGAUUCCGGAGCUCCUUGACCGCGUGAAAGGGGCCACCAUCUACACCAAGCUCGACCUUCGAGGGGCCUACAACUUGGUUCGCAUCAAAGCCGGAGAAGAGUGGAAGACCGCUUUUGAGCAGGAGCACGUCCAACACGUCCGACAGGUGUUACAGCGGCUCAGAGCUCACCGCCUGUACGCAAAACUAGAGAAAUGCGCCUUCCACCUCCCGUCGGUCGAGUUCUUGGGGCACAUCAUCUCCCCCCAAGGAACUCAGAUGGAUCCAAAGAAGGUUGACGCCAUCCUCCAAUGGCAGGCCCCUCACAAUCGGAAGGACGUCCAGCGCCUCCUGGGCUUCGCCAAUUACUACCGGCAGUUCAUCGCUGGCUACGCCAAUCUAACCAAGCCCUUGACUCGGCUCCUCUGCCCCAAGGAACCCUUCCAGUGGACCCCGGAAGCUGACCAGGCUUUUCACGACCUCAAGCGCAGCUUCUCCUCCAGUCCCCUCUUGCGAUACCCUGAUCCCCGCUUGCCUUUCAUGAUGGCCCAUUUUGUCCCCUGCGCCAAAGUGCCGUCAGGGCCGGAAACCGCCCAGCUCUACCUGAACCACGUCUUCCGCCUGCACGGGUUACCCAAACAGAUUGUCUCAGAUCGGGGCCCGCAAUUCACCUCCCGCUUUUGGCAGGCUUUCCAGCAAGGCUUGGGGACAGAGCUUCACUUGUCGUCCGCCUACCAUCCCCAGACCGACGGCCAGACUGAGCGCACCAACGCUACCCUGGAGCAGUACUUGCGCUGCUAUACCAGUUACCAGCAAGAUAACUGGGCCUCCCUGUUACCCCUGGCCGAGUUCGCGUACAACAAUGCGGUCCACAGCUCCACGCAGACCACACCGUUUGCAGCCAACUACGGACUGCACCCCCGGUUCUUUCCUCCGCUCGGCCCGUCCGCCGAUGUUCCCGCAGCGGACAACCGGAUCGAGGAACUCCACUUAACCGCUCGCUUCAUCGGCCCAUUCCCCAUCGAGGCGCAAAUCAACCCGGUGGCGUUCCGCCUGCGCCUUCCCGCCCACCUCCGAAUCCACCCGGUUUUCCAUCGCUCCCUCCUCCAACCCGCAGCCGCGCCAGACCCGAACAGGGACGUCCCACCACCACCUCCACCACCAGUUUUAGUGGAUGAUGAUGAGGAGUACGAGGUACUCAUUGAUUCUAGAGUGAAACAGAUUGAAGACUGUGCUUACAAAUACACCAAGAACAGAAUUGUUGAUGAAGUAAUUGAAAGGCUAAGGGACGGUAUCCUGCAACGAGAAGCUUACCUUAGAGACUGUUUUCUUUGUUAUAACAAGCAAGCUGGUGGGAAAUUGAGUAAAACUGAUUUCCGCAAGUUACUGGAAGAUAUUGGUAUGCCAAUGGAAGAUGAUCAGUUUAAAUUACUCAUAGAGAAAAUAGGAUUCCCAAAUGGAGGACUGAGUUAUCUUGAUUUUGUGGCAAUAUUUGAAGAUUCCAGACUGACUGGACUGGGACACGGUACACUCCAAGAAAACACCAGCAAGUGUCACUUUGUGUCAGCUGAAGAAUGCCUUAGCCGGUUUAGUGAUAAACUGGUGGAAGAAUAUGGGGACCCAUACAUUGCCUUCCGUAAAAUAGACAGGAACCAUGAUGGUAUAGUCACCAUGCUGGAUUUUCGAAGCCUCCUGGAUACCCUUUGUAUCAGCAUGACAGAUGAAGAAUACACACGUCUGCUUGGUAUCUCGGGUAUGAACGUGACGUCUACAUUAAACUACCCAGAAUUCUUUCAGUUGUUCCAGGAACAUGCAACUAAAGAUAUACGCCCUUGGUUGACCCCAUCUUACAAACCCAAACAGACAGCUGCAGAUGCGGAUCUAGCUUGUGAACAAGCUCAUCACUACCUUUGUAUCAAAGCACAAAACAGAUGGAAUGACCUCGCCAUGUAUUUCCACGAAUACGAUAGCGAUGGAAAUAACAUUGUUCUGAAAAAGGAUCUGAAAGAUGUCCUGUACAGAUGUGGCAUGCCCAUAAAUCCAAAAGAAUUUGAAAAAAUCUGGGCAAGGUAUGAUGUGAAUGGAAAAGGCUACCUUACUCACCAAGAGUUUCUACAGAAAUUGGGGGUGCAGCAUACACCUCCUAGCACUGGACUCAACAGACAGUAUACGGAAGACAACUGUGUGCCAUUUAUGAAUCAUUACAAAAUCAUAGAAAAGAAAGAAACUGACAUCAACGAGAUUGAAAAUAAAAUCCGGGAAAAAUACCAGGAUAACUCCCAGGAUUUCCACAAGGCCCUUUUGCAGCAGGACAGCAAUAGGGAAGGCUACAUAACAGUGGACAAACUGCACAAGAUGCUAGAAAACUUCAAGUGCUGCCUUGACUAUCAACAGUACAGCGAACUUCUAUACAGAUUGGGCAUUAGCAUUCAGGACAACAAACUCUCAUAUUUUGAUUUUCUAAGAUCAAUUGGUGAUCGUGGAGCAUUCAGGAGGAAAAAACGUAUCCUGCCACCCGUACCACCUAUCAGCUUCAUGCAACUGAGCACAGAUGAGGCCAUGAUGAGGAUAAAACAGAUAGUUACAGCUUCAUCUGAUUUGUUAUACAAGGCCUUUUCUGCUUUUGACAAGGACAAUACGGGGGCAAUAUCAGCCCAGGAUUUUCGGCAGGUGCUUCACCACUUCUGUUUUACGCUAUCAGAAAAGCAAUUCAACCUUCUCCUCAGACUUCAGCGGCUGCGUGGGGAGCACUCCAUAGACUGGAAAUAUUUCCUGCAGAAAUUCAACUUUCUCUCAGAGACUGAGAGAGAGCAUAUGAAAUUUGCUUGUUGGGAGCUGACGAAUCAACAAGUAUUGGACCGUAUAAAAGAAGUAGUGAAUGCUCGUUUUCAGGCCGUUGAGCAAGAGUUCAAAAAUGCAGAUUGCACAAGAGCAAAUGUUGUGUCAAAAGAAGACUUCAGAGAUAUCUGCCAUCGGCGGUUUAUGCUUCUGACCGAUCAGCAGUUUGAGAGUCUCUGGAACAUGGUCCCUCUUGCACUUAAUGGGAAAUUGAAAUAUCCUGCAUUUUUGAAGAAAUUCAGCAUUGAAGCAUCAGAAAUGCCUGAUACACUCAGUGCAAACAAUUUUGAAAGCUCUGAAAUACCUGCAACGCUAGCUGAACCUGCAUCACAGUUGCCUUCACGCCCCAAAACAGCAUCCCCUUUACCAUCUCCAAACAAGAAACCGGAUGCCAACAGGCCAUAUACUGCGGCAGUUCAGACGCCACCUAUUCUGAAUUGCAAACCAAUUGAAAGUAAAAUCCAAAGAAAUGUUCAACAUUGCUGGAAAGAUAUGUUGAAGGAUUGCCGAGAGAAGGAUGUUGACCGCCUGGGAGAAAUCCCGACAGAAGAUUUCUUAACUAUAGCAGAGAAAUUUCAUUUGAAUUUAACCAAAGAAGAAAGUAAGCAACUCAUAACAAAAUAUGAUUUUAAGAGUGUUGGCAAAUUUGCAUACUGUGACUUUUUACAAAGCUGUGUGCUGUUGCUUAAACAACAAGACACAUCUCCUCUACAAAGGACUGUAAUCCAAAGUCCACAAAUACAGGAAUCCUCUGGACCACAAACACCAACAUUCUUGAAUGCAAUGAUGAGGAUUCAGCCCCAGAUCCUCCAAUGCUGGAGGCCAAUGAGACGAACUUUUAAGAUGUAUGACAUAAGUGGGAAUGGACUCCUCAGCACUCAGGAUUUCAGACAGGUACUCCGAAAGUACAGUGUCAAUCUGUCCGAAGAGGAGUUUUUCCACAUCUUGGAAUAUUACGACAAAGCAUUAACUUCCCAAAUCUCCUACAAUGAAUUCCUCAGAGCAUUUCUGCAGUAGGAGGAGGAGAGCUAUCUCCCAGUCUUGAAAGAUUUGUA